CUUUGGAAUGCUGCCACCCUCUCUCCUCUCUGAACACUGAAAGUGCCCCACGUUGAACAACGGUGGACACGCAUCGGGAUAAAACAAAAGGGAAAAAAAACCUACUGGGAAAAGACAAAAAACGAAACAAAAUGAUGAUCAUCGCAUUCUUCGAACAGCGUUACACUGGAGAGACGGAUUACACGCGGAACGGACUACCCUUUUAAAACUUGCACAAGGAAUGCACAAACACCAGCGCUGUGAGGAUACCCGCAUGAGGGAUGUUGUUUACCCCAAACGCUCAUCUCGUGUCACGCUUUGAGUUUCAAAAGUGCAGGCAUUGCGCUGUCUGUUCGAUUCUAACAAAAUAAAUCACAUUAUGAGUCCGCUGCAUGACAUAUGGAGUUUGACGCGACCAAAUGAGCGGUUCGAUUUGAGUCUCUUUAAUACACAGCAUUCCCUGCUCAGACACGUGGACUCGAUGGCCGAGACGUACAAAACAAACAACGCUUAAAAAGACAAACAUGAAAAUGCCUGCAGAAUGAAUGGAACCCAACUCAUUCUUACCGCGCCCGCGCCGAACUCCACGGAGAAUGCCAAUGGCACCAGCGCGCCGAGGCAGCCUCCUCACUGCCAGACCGCGGCCGCAUUCAUCGUGCUGGUGGUCAGCGUGAUAAUCAUAGUGACCAUAGUGGGGAACGUCCUGGUCGUGGUGGCCGUGUUCACCAGUCGGGCGCUCCGUGCGCCCCAGAACCUCUUUUUGGUUUCCCUGGCGUCCGCAGACAUCCUCGUGGCCACUCUAGUCAUUCCUUUCUCUCUCGCCAACGAAGUCAUGGGAUACUGGUACUUUGGAAGCACCUGGUGUGCCUUCUACCUGGCUCUGGACGUUCUCUUCUGCACGUCCUCCAUCGUCCACCUCUGUGCUAUAAGCCUGGACAGGUACUGGUCUGUGACCAAAGCCGUGAGCUACAACCUGAAAAGAACGCCUAGACGGAUCAAGUCCAUGAUCGCGGUGGUGUGGCUCAUAUCGGCGGUUAUCUCUUUCCCGCCUCUGGUAAUGACUAAACACGACGAGCAGGAAUGCCUGCUCAAUAACGAGACCUGGUACAUACUAUCCUCCUGCGUGGUCUCGUUCUUUGCCCCGGGUGUAAUAAUGAUUCUGGUGUACUGCAAAAUAUACAGGGUGGCCAAGCAGCGCGCGGCGACUGUGUUCGUGGCCAAGAACGGGCUGGAGAGACAGCCGUCGCAAUCGGAGACGUGCUUCGUGCGCAAGGAUAAGUCGGAGAUGGAGAGUCCGAGCAGCCACAGCUCCGGCAGCAACCAGCGGAAAGAGGAGCUGGACGACAUCGACCUAGAGGAGAGCUGCACCUCCGACAACAAAACGAGGAACUCGCGCUUCUCCAAGAGGAGGAAAACGGAGAGCUCUACCUGUUGUGCGAAGCAAAGCUGCCGCCUUUCGUGGGCUUCCAGCCGAGCCUCGCAACUCUUUCAGGAACAAAAUACGAGACAGCAAUCUAUUUCAAAGACUAAAGUUGCACAGAUGCGAGAGAAGCGCUUCACUUUCGUCCUGGCGGUGGUGAUGGGGGUGUUCGUUCUUUGCUGGUUUCCCUUCUUUUUCACCUACAGCCUCCACGCCAUAUGCAGGGAAAGUUGUACAAUUCCAGACACCCUGUUCAACAUUUUCUUCUGGAUUGGUUACUGUAAUAGCUCAGUAAACCCUAUAAUUUAUACAAUUUUUAACAGGGAUUUUCGAAAAGCAUUCAAGAAAAUCCUGUGUAAAACUGCGAAACGCACAUGA
Messenger RNA from Megalops cyprinoides (Indo-Pacific tarpon), 1777 nucleotides. RefSeq names its product alpha-2Db adrenergic receptor-like. Gene Ontology annotation, biological process: adenylate cyclase-activating adrenergic receptor signaling pathway. Lineage: Eukaryota; Metazoa; Chordata; Actinopteri; Elopiformes; Megalopidae. Gene Ontology annotation, molecular function: adrenergic receptor activity. Gene Ontology annotation, cellular component: membrane. Bases 521 to 1777 code for a protein of 418 amino acids. The record is from RefSeq and is a predicted model, not a curated record. The transcript has a single exon.